This is a messenger RNA of Ostreococcus lucimarinus CCE9901, 444 nucleotides long. It is a transcript of the gene RPS19, whose product is annotated as Ribosomal protein S19, component of cytosolic 80S ribosome and 40S small subunit. The coding region runs from base 1 to 444 and encodes 147 amino acids. Gene Ontology annotation, cellular component: cytosolic small ribosomal subunit; ribosome. Gene Ontology annotation, biological process: translation; ribosomal small subunit assembly. NCBI's taxonomy places the organism in Eukaryota, Viridiplantae, Chlorophyta, Mamiellophyceae, Mamiellales, Bathycoccaceae. Gene Ontology annotation, molecular function: RNA binding; structural constituent of ribosome. The record is from RefSeq and is a predicted model, not a curated record. The transcript has 2 exons.
AUGGCCACCAAGAACGCCCCGAGAACGGUCAAGGACGUCCCCGCGCAGGAGUUCGUCAUCGCUCUGGCGCAAUACUUCCGAUCCACCGGCAAGAUGGAGGUUCCGCAGUGGGUCGACACCGUGAAGACUGCGACGUACAAGGAGCUCGCGCCGUACGACCCGGAUUGGUUUUACAUUCGCGCUGCCUCGGUCGCUCGCAAGCUCUACACGAAGGGUAACAUGGGUGUGGGUGCGUUGCGCAAGUCGUACUGCGGUGCGGGUAACAAGGGCGUUCGUCGUCACCACCACCAAAUCGGUUCCGGUAGCGUCGCGCGCGCUGUGCUCAAGCAGCUCGAAUCCAUCGGUGUCGUCGAGAAGGAUGCGAAGGGUGGUCGCCGCAUCACUCCGUCCGGUCAACGGGAUCUCGAUCGCAUCGCCGGUCGCGUGAGCGUUCCGUCUUUCUAG